ACCGAGUUGCUCAAAUUGUUUGCGCGUGACACGAUCGACUGAAAGCUGAGCUUUUGAGAGAUUUGCGUUUUGUUUUAAGGGCGUUAGAGUUCCGCCGGGAAAAUGACCGACCUCUCCGAAUAUAGUGGCAACCUCGACGACCUGCGAUAUGAGGAGCGAGCUUUUUCUGUCAACGACCUCACUCCACCCCCGUCUGAAGCAGACUUAGCUCGAGAGCGGAAUGCUGAGCGUAGUGGUCCUCCCAUCACCCUGCAGCCGAGGCGGCUUUCAGAUGAAAAUAGCGAAGAGGGACACUCGGGGUCAACUGGCGUGGCCACAAUUGAAGGCAACCCGUGGUCAAUGGCCAACAUAAGUCGCUAUGUCCCUAUGCAAGGGCUAGAUUUUUUACUUCCAGUUGAUUACGUCUUCAUUCAGCAAACAAUAGAACUGGUCGAUUUGCUGUCAUCAGUGGAGUCUGAAAAUCGUUAUUUGGUGAAAUCGCGAUCCGGAGAAACUAUUUUUGUGGCAGCAGAACAGUCUUCGCAAUCACAACGACAGUGCUGCGGUAGUUCGAGGGCCUUUUCAAUGCGGCUUUUUGACAUGAAUCGCCAAGAGUCCCUGUCAUUUCAGAGAUCCUUAGGGGCUUCAAUGUGCUGCUGUCCCUGCUGCCUGCAGCAACUAGACGUCUAUGCUCCCGGCGGAAGAAUUAUUGGUCGCGUCCAGCAGGAAUGGACACUAAUGAUUCCGGAAUUCUUCAUUCAAGACUCGAGCGGCAAAGUUGUUUAUAGACUGCAAGGGCCAAAUGUUUGCGGCUGCUUUAUGUUUUCAGAUGCUGAUUUUAAGAUUAUGACAAAAGACGGAUACACGCAAGUGGGGACAAUUUCGCACGGCUGGGAUGACUUCCUGCACGCCUUUACCCUGAGCAUCACUUUCCCAGCUCAAGCAACGGUGGAGCUAAAGGCGGUUCUCAUAGGAGCAGCUUUCUUACUUGAAUAUCUAUAUUUCCUGAGGUCCAAAACAAAGAGCUGGAUGAGAUUCUGCAGGCUUCGAUGCUGAUUUGUAUGCAAUUUGUCUGUUGUAAAUUCUAAAAGCCAUUUUUCCUAUAAAAUUCAAAAUACUUAUAAUUAUAGAAGCUUUAACACAAUAAAAAAUAUUUUUAAACAAAUACACAAAAUAAUCAAAUGC
Messenger RNA from Neocloeon triangulifer, 1164 nucleotides. RefSeq names its product phospholipid scramblase 1-like. Lineage: Eukaryota; Metazoa; Arthropoda; Insecta; Ephemeroptera; Baetidae. Gene Ontology annotation, molecular function: phospholipid scramblase activity. Gene Ontology annotation, biological process: plasma membrane phospholipid scrambling. The transcript has 7 exons. The coding region runs from base 103 to 1035 and encodes 310 amino acids. The record is from RefSeq and is a predicted model, not a curated record. Gene Ontology annotation, cellular component: plasma membrane.